Molecule: messenger RNA, 791 nt
Organism: Mangifera indica (mango)
Lineage: Eukaryota; Viridiplantae; Streptophyta; Magnoliopsida; Sapindales; Anacardiaceae
Exons: 1
Coding region: 163-651 (162 amino acids)
Source: RefSeq, a predicted model, not a curated record
AUUUUGGUUGCUCAAAAUCUAUAUAUAUAGCUCCCAACCAACUGGCGUAACACAUCAAAAAAAUUCAAGCACAAGCAAAUUCAUUAUCAAUUUUCCCAUCAACCCAGAGGCUUAUCUGAAUCUAUUUCUCUGUAUCACCAUCUCAAACUUGUAAACAAAUUCAUGGCCACGGACGCUCAAUCUUAUACUACGGAAACUAAUGAACGUGGGAAUUUCCCAGAAGAUGAAAAGAAUAAUAUGGCAAGUUCUCCUGCUGAUCAUAUUUCACCGUCGGAAAAUGCUCAUCAUCCACCAAAAGCUACUGCAGGGAGUUCAAUUGAUCCAAGACUACUUGUGUUGUUAGAAUAUUUCAUGGAGCUCUACGAACGAAAAGAUGACUUGUUCAGAAAAAUAUUUCCGGGAAUUCAUGACGAGUUUGUAGAUUUCUCCAUGAAAUUUGACGAAUUAUUGUCCCAACUGAAAUCUCAUAAUGGAAGGAGAAGCGUGAGAGGUAUGCAAAGGAGUUUAAGCGUUGGUUCGCCGCGCAGUCGGUCCAUCGACGGUGAUGAAUCCCCUUUGAGGCUUGAUCGGUUCAAGAUUCGGACUGUAAUUCUGGACGGAAUCUCCCAGGGUGGAGGCCAAGGUGAUGGUCAACAGGGUGACAAGAAAUGACCAAGUCUUGUAUGAAGAAGAAAGAAGAGUCGUUGGCUGCUUCAAUCAAAUAUUGUUGCAACUCUAACGUAUUGUUUUAUUGAUUCCUUAUAAGAUUGUAACAUUUAUAAUAUUUAUAAAUUAUAGUUUCAUUGCAUAGA